Messenger RNA from Gossypium raimondii (Peruvian cotton), 558 nucleotides. RefSeq lists its product as uncharacterized. The record is from RefSeq and is a predicted model, not a curated record. NCBI's taxonomy places the organism in Eukaryota, Viridiplantae, Streptophyta, Magnoliopsida, Malvales, Malvaceae. The transcript has a single exon. The coding region runs from base 1 to 558 and encodes 185 amino acids.
AUGGAGAUUCCAAACAAAAAACAGAGAAUUCAAUUGAUCACCACCUCUCAUUUGGUGAAGCUACUCACCAAGAUUUUGCUCCCAUUUUCACUUCUUUCUGUUAUAUUAUCCUACCCUUUUAUGUGUAACUUCCAAGCUUUGGCAUAUGGUUUACAACUCUUUAGUUCCGGUGUAGGCAAGAAUUACAUGUUUCUGCUCUGCAAUGGGCUGCUUAUUUUCAUUGCCACCAGCUCGGGUUUGAUCGGUAGUAGUUGUGUAGAGACUGAUGUUAAAGCUGAAAAGGCUGUGAAGAUCAGUAAAUUAGAGGUUGAAGCAUCAGAGCCAAAAGGGUCCAAUUUAAAACCCAACGUUGUUGCAGAAUUUGAUCAAAGAGAAGAAGCAGAUGUGCCCUUGGUUGUAGAAAAUGAAGGUGAAGAAGACAGAUCAAUGGAGGAGGAUGAAGAUGAAGAACUUGGGUGGAUGAGUGAUGAAGAGCUAAACAAGAAAUGUGAAGAUUUUAUUAGAAAGAUGAAAGAAGGGAUUAAAUUUGAAGCUCGCCAAGUGAUUAUGGCUCAAUAG